GCACGACAGACCGGAAGUGACGAGCGAGCGGCCGAGUCGGCGCCGGUUCCCUGGGUCGGAGCAAGAUGACAGGCUGCCGAGUUCCUCGCAAUUUUUGUUUGUUGGAAGAACUUGAAGAAGGCCAGAAAGGUGUAGGUGAUGGAACUGUGAGCUGGGGGCUCGAAGAUGAUGAAGACAUGACACUCACACGAUGGACAGGAAUGAUUGUUGGGCCACCGAGGACUUGUUUUGAAAACAGAAUAUACAGCCUGAAGAUAGAGUGUGGGAGUAAAUAUCCAGAUGUAGCUCCAACUGUUAGAUUUGUAACGAAAAUAAAUAUGAAUGGAAUAAAUAAUUCCAAUGGAAUGGUGGAUUCACGUAGUAUACCAGUUCUAUCUAAGUGGCAAAAUUCCUAUAGUAUUAAGGCUAUACUUCAAGAUCUACGGCGUAUGAUGACUUGCAAAGAGAAUGUGAAGAUUUCACAGCCUCCCGAAGGACAGACUUACAACAAUUAAUUUUAAUGGAUCCAGACCCACCUCUCUCUCUCAAAAACUUCACUUCCUAUUCAUGUCUUGUCAAUUCUCUGCAAUACUAAAUGCCAACAAAAGAUCUCAAUCUUGAAAUGUAUGUCCACAAUAAUGUUCUGAACCGCAAAUAAAUUCAGUAGUGGUGCAGAGUAA
This is a messenger RNA of Hemiscyllium ocellatum (epaulette shark), 659 nucleotides long. RefSeq names its product ubiquitin-conjugating enzyme E2 variant 2 (gene ube2v2). NCBI's taxonomy places the organism in Eukaryota, Metazoa, Chordata, Chondrichthyes, Orectolobiformes, Hemiscylliidae. The transcript has 4 exons. Gene Ontology annotation, cellular component: nucleus. Bases 66 to 494 code for a protein of 142 amino acids. The record is from RefSeq and is a predicted model, not a curated record. Gene Ontology annotation, biological process: DNA damage tolerance; protein K63-linked ubiquitination.